This is a messenger RNA of Closterium sp. Naga37s-1, 9597 nucleotides long. The record is from the annotation of a GenBank genome assembly. Lineage: Eukaryota; Viridiplantae; Streptophyta; Zygnematophyceae; Desmidiales; Closteriaceae.
AUGUUCACUCCAACCAUUGCUUCACUUCCCAACGUCCAUCCUCUCACCAAUCUUAUGCAACAAUCCAUGCUCAAGUGGCCCAUCUACUCUCCGCCUUCCCCCUUUGCUCACACCACAACCCUUCCUCCCUCAGCCCGCCGCCAGCACUCCGUGUGGCACCUGCGCUACCUCCCACACCGCUUCCUGCACCAAUCACCUGACGCCACGUCAGCCGCAGAGCAGGACCCACUACUUGCCGGGCUGAGCCCCAUGUCUCCUGCAACAGCUGCUGGGAGGGCGGGGGGGUUGAGGGCAGGGGGCCAGGAGGGUGUGGUGGCAGGGAGACGGGGGGGUGUGGGUGGGGAUGCAGGCAUGGUGGGCGAUCUGAGGCUGCAGGCGGGGCGAGGGGAUGUGGGGGGGAGUGUGGGCAGUGGGGACAGGCGGGGGCGGGGAGGGGGAAGAGGAGGCGCGGAAGGCGUGGCAGCAGCGGCGAAGCUGAGUCGCUUCGCGGGGGUUGGGGGGGAUGUGGGGCCUGGUGGAGGUAGGAGGGGGAGAGCAGCAGGUGGACAGGCUGGGAGUGCUCGGGGGAGCAUGGAGGGGCAGACGGUGGGGGGAGGGGCGGGCGAGAGGGGCGGGGGUGGUGGGGAGGCAAGGAUGGGAGGUGAGAGGUGGGAUGCGGAGGGAGAGGGCGGAGGGUGGUGUGUGCGCAUGACACGUGUGUGGACGGGGCUUACAGGCCAGGACAAGGCCUCCAACGUGCUGCUGCUCUCCCACACCCCCUUAUCCUCCUCUCCCCCCGGCCUCUCCUCUUCCUGCCCCCACCGCACGUCCCUCCCUCUCACCGUCAGGCCUCUCCUCAGCCCGUCGCCCCCCCCUGGCUCUGCCACUCUUGCCUUCUGCUUGCCUGCCCGCCAGCGCGUGUGGGUGCGACACGUGGCGUGUGGGGGGGCAGGGGACGGUCAGGGCGAAGGGGAGGCGGAGGAGGAGGAGAGCAGGGCCGAUGGGGAAGGGGGGAGUGGGGGAGGCGGGGAUGAGGGCAGGGGGAGGGUGGUGCACAUGGAAGGGCGGCGCUGCUGGUCGGUGGAGGCUGUCUCCGCUGUGACUCUGAGGCUCGUUGCGCCGUGUGCUGCACGAUUGAACGCCUCCAUCUCUCCCCCCUUCUCUCCCCCCUUCUCUCCCCCCUUCUCUCUCCCCACUGCUCCAUGCGCCAUUCAUCGUGCACCCACGCACCACGGCCCGCUGCUGCUCUGGCGGGCGCCCUGCACCACCUUCCUCGCCCACCAUGGCAUCCACGUAAACCAAUCAGAGCUCGCCACGUGUCCCCUGCGCCUGUGUGCUGCCCUGGGCGACCGUGUGUCCGUUGUUCUCCCCAACAACCAGGUGACCCUUCCUCCCCUCCCCCUGCCUUUACACUCCCAAUCGCUCGCCCCGAUCUCUCUCGCUCUUCUCUUUGUCGCCUCCACUCUAUUUCCUCCUCAUCUCCUAACGUUUUCUUCACAUCUCACCUCGUCACCUCCUCACCCAUCUCCUCACCUCCUCACCUGUUCAUCUCCCUCCACACUCUAUCCUCUCUCCUCGUCUCUUCUCCCCACUCCACCGCGCCAUCAGGAGCAUCGCUUCCAAGUCAAGCUAGCAGUCGCUGCCCACCUGCCUGCCAGGUGUCUCGCUGCCAUUCGUGCAAGCCCCUUCCCUCGCCGCCUCUCCCAUGAGCUGCGCUGCGCCCUGCUCGCCCCAUGCCUUUGGCGGCUGCAGCAGUGGCAGCAGCAGCGCAGUGAGGGGGAGAGAGGGGGGAAGCGCGUGGAGGGAGGCAGUGGGGUGGGUGGUGGGCGGCGGGUGGAGCUUGUGAAGCUGUGUGCGCUGGUGGGCGCGGCUGGUGGCGCUGCUGAUGGUGCAGAGGAAGGGGAGGGCGAGGAGUGGCACACGCUGCUGGGUGUGGUGGAGGGGUGGAUUGAGGCGGCGCUGGUGGCGGGUGGUGGUGGCACUGACACUGGCAGGCCGGGCGGCGAGGGAGAGGGUGAGCAAGGGGGGAAGGCAAUGGAGGUGGAUGGUGAGGGCGACAGGUGGAAUGAGACACAGGGAGAAGAGGGGAGGGAAGCAGCAGCAAGUGGGGUAGGAGGAAGAGAGGCAGGGCAGUCAGCAUGGGAGGGGCUGCUGAGCAGCCAGCACCACCGCCACCUGCUGCUCUCUGGCACCCCCUCCUGGAUGCCCUUCCCGCUCCCCUCACCACCCAGUACUGCGCAUGUUUCUCCUCCUCGCUCUGCUGCUGCCAGCUCUGCUGCAGCGCCCAGCGGGCGGGGAGGGGAGAGAGGGGGGCACGGGGAGGGCGUGCAGGUGGGGGGAGAGUGGGUCCAGGGUGAGGAGGGCGUGGGGGAGGGGGAUCUGGUGGAGGUGCUGCGGGCGCUGCACGGCGUGUAUGAGGAGAGCCGCCUUGACGCCCUGUGCCGCAGCUCGCUGCCCCGUCUGGCAGCCCUAGUGUGGGUGCUGGCAGCAGUGCUGGGCGCGCAUGACUUGUGCGACCACUACCAGCGCCACCACCCCUCCCUCUCCCUCCUCGCACACUCCUUUCCCCCAAGUCUGUCAGAGUGCGCACUGCCCCCCCACCCUGUACUGCCAUCCGUGGUGCCAUGUGUCUUCACCUGGUUGGCUCGCACCGUGCAGUACGGGCCAAAGCAUGCCGCCCCUUGGCUGGCAUGGAUGCCGCCAUCCUUGCUGUCCGCUGCCGCCCUGCCCACGCUGGUGGGAGGGGAGGUGGGCGGGGAGGGGAGAGGCAGAGAGGCGAGAGGAGGGCAGGGAGCAAAAGAGGGCGGCGAGUGGUGGGAGGAGUGGGAGGGCGAGGGGGAAGGCGGGCCUGGGCUGCUGCCCCUGGUGGUGGCGCUCUUCUCGCUGCUCUUCCCCCGCGGUGUCUGGACCCGCCUUGCUGCCCGCCCGCCCUCCAAGGCCAGGCACAAGCCGGCGGUGGGGGAGGAGGCGUCAGGUGGAGGGAAGGCAGGCACUGACAAGGGAGGGAAGGGGAGAGCAGGGGAGGCUGAGAGUGGGGCCGAGGGCGCGGCGGCGGCAGCAGGGGGCGAUGGCGUGGCGGGGGUGAGUGAGCGGUGUGUAGCAGCCAUGGUGGCGGCACACAUGGGCCGCUCUGACCUUCAGAGGCUCCCCCCUGCCGUCGCCCUGCCCCUUCUGCAGGCACUGCACAUGUGCAGGGAAAACCCUCCCUCUGGCUGGCCAGCAGCGGCGUAUGUGCUGGUGGGCAGGGACGACCUGGCUGCCACUGCCACCGCCUGCCUGCGCUGCUUCUCCCUCCGCCACUCACCGCUGCCUCGCUGCUUCUCCCCUCACUUGCACCUCAGCAGCGCUGGGGAAGGCACCACCACUGCAACUGCGCCACCACGCACCACUGCACCGCUGCACUCCCCACACUCCCUUUCGCCCCUCUCCUUCUCCUUCCCUCCCACUGUGCUCGUGCGCCCACUCUCCCCCUUCCCCUCGUCCCCCCACUCCGCCCUGCACGCCUCUCUCACCCUCCCUGGCUCCCACGCCUCUCAAGGCCUCGCCUCCGCCUCAGGGGUGGGCGUGGGGGGCAUAGGGGCGGGGGCAGGCAGCGGGGUGGGGAUGGGGGGGGCAUCGGACGCGACUGGGGUGGGAGGGGGAGGGGCGGGUGUGGAGGGCGCAGGGGGAGAGGGCAUGGUGGCGGACGGCAUGGAGCAUCUGCUGCUGCCGCCCGCCCGCUCCCUGCUGGCGCUGCGCUUCCCCUGCGACCUGCGCCUCGCUGAGGUGCGUCGGCUGCUGUGCUCUGCGCGCCCUGUGCCCCUGCCGGCCGCUGCUGCUUCCGACUCCACCGACCCCGAUGCCCUCGCCGCCCACCAGGUGCCCCUCGCCGCCCACCAGGUGCCCCUUGCCGCCCACCAGGUGCCCCUUGCCGCCCACCAGGUGCCCCUUGCCGCUCACCAGGCUCAGCUAUGGCAGGUGGCGCAUCGCACGGUGGCGCUACCGCUGGGGCGGGCUGCCUUCACCUUCGCCACAGCCCCACCUACCCUCACUCAGGCAGGCCUGCUCCCUUGCCUUGCCCCACCUCGCCCUUCCGCUCUGCGCACUCCCCUGUCCAUCUUCGCCGUGGGGCUGGACGGCUCGCUGGGCAACCUAUCAGAGCUCGCCACGUGGCCGGAGUUCCACAACGGGGUGGCAGCCGGCCUCAAGCUCGCCCGUGUUCCGCCGGGCACAGUCACGCGGGCAUGGGUGGUGUACAACCGGCCAGUGGAGGCCUCGAGUGCACACGGGGGGUUGCUCAUGGCGCUGGGGCUGCGCGGCCACCUGCGUGUGCUCGCCCCCACCGACUUCUUCCGUGACCUCGCCCUCGUACAUGCCCCAGCCCCCGAUUCCUGUUCGGUUGUUGGUGCGUGUGUGCCCCCUCUGUGCUGCUGUGUGCUCGGCGACCCCCCCCCCCCCUGCCCUACCAUGUGUGCCCCGCCCCCCCCGUCUGCCCUACAUGUGCUCGCCCCCACCGACUUUUUCCAUGACCUUGCCCUCGUGCGUGCCCUUCCCUUCAUGCCCUCGUCCGUGUGUGCUCCCGCACCCCAUUCCUGUUCAAUUGGUGGUGUACCCCCCCUCUGCCCUGUCGUCUCCCCCCGCCCCUCUCUGCCCUGCGGUGUCCCCCUCCUCUUCUCUCCCCUGCGUAUGUUCGCCCCCGCCCCUCCCCUCCCUGCCCUUGUGCGUUCCCCUCCCCCCUUUCCUGUUUCGUGGUGUUGUAGCAUCUCCGCCUUGCAUCACCCCUCACGAUUCACAGAGCACGAGGCAACGACGGUGGGCGUGCUGCUGGGUGCUGCUGCAUCAUACCGGGCCACCAUGGAUGCCAAUAUCUGCAAGGUGAAUGAGGGGUGUUGUCAUGCCAUGUGCAAGGUGAGUGAGGGGUGCUGUCAUGCCAUGUGCAAGGUGAGUGAGGGGUGCUGCCAUGCCAUGUGCAAGGUGAGUGAGGGGUGCUGCCAUGCCAUGUGCAAGGUGAGUGAGGGGUGCUGCCAUGCCAUGUGCAAGGUGAGUGAGGGGUGCUGCCAUGCCAUGUGCAAGGUGAGUGAGGGGUGCUGCCAUGCCAUGUGCAAGGUGAGUGAGGGGUGCUGCCAUGCCAUGUGCAAGGUGAGUGAGGGGUGCUGCCAUGCCAUGUGCAAGGUGAGUGAGGGGUGCUGCCAUGCCAUGUGCAAGGUGAGUGAGGGGUGCUGCCAUGCCAUGUGCAAGGUGAGUGAGGCUACUCUUGAGGCGCCUCAUAAGGUGCCGCUCCACCAUGGAUGCCACUAUCUGCAAGGUGAGGUGGUGUGCUGCCGUGCCGCGUGGAAGAUGCUCUAUCUGCACAUCCCAUCGCGCCACCCGCCUUCCUUCCCCGACCUCGAGCUCCCUCCCAGCAUUCAGACGGCAGCGCUGGUGGGCGUGGGGCUGCUGCACAUGGGGUCUGCGCACCGCCUCACCACCGAGAUCUUGCUUGACGAGAUAGGGCGCAAGCCAGAGGGGGAGGGCAGCAUGGAGAGGGAGGGGUACUCUCUCGGGGCUGGCCUCGCACUGGGGCUAGUCACCCUCGGCACGGCAGGGAGGGCGUGGGGGCUGUGGGACCUGCGGAUGGAGGACCGAUUGCAACGCUACUUCUCGCCCGCCCUUGACCCUUCCGUGCUGGAGGGCAACACACCCAACGUGGAUGUCACAGCACCAGGAGCCAUUCUCGCCCUUGCCAUGAUGUACCUUCAGUCGAACAACGAGGCGGUGGCGGCGCGCCUGGCCCCGCCCUCAACGCACUUCGCCCUCGAGUUUGUGCGCCCCGACUUCAUCCUCCUGCGCGUGCUCGCCCGCUCCCUCAUCCUCUGGGACAGGUGCGCUCAUCCUCUGGGACAGGUGCGCUCAUCCUCUGGGACAGGUGCGGUCAUCCUCUGGGACAGGUGCGGUCAUCCUCUGGGACAGGUGCGGUCAUCCUCUGGGACAGGUGCGGUCAUCCUCUGGGACAGGUGCGGUCAUCCUCUGGGACAGGUGCGGUCAUCCUCUGGGACAGGUGCGGUCAUCCUCUGGGACAGGUGCGCUCAUCCUCUGGGACAGGUGCGCUCAUCCUCUGGGACAGGUGCGGUCAUCCUCUGGGACAGGUGCGCUCAUCCUCUGGGACAGGUGCGGUCAUCCUCUGGGACAGGUGCGGUCAUCCUCUGGGACAGGUGCGGUCAUCCUCUGGGACAGGUGCGGUCAUCCUCUGGGACAGGUGCGGUCAUCCUCUGGGACAGGUGCGGUCAUCCUCUGGGACAGGUGCGGUCAUCCUCUGGGACAGGUGCGGUCAUCCUCUGGGACAGGUGCGGUCAUCCUCUGGGACAGGUGCGCUCAUCCUCUGGGACAGGUGCGGUCAUCCUCUGGGACAGGUGCGGUCAUCCUCUGGGACAGGUGCGGUCAUCCUCUGGGACAGGUGCGCUCAUCCUCUGGGACAGGUGCGCUCAUCCUCUGGGACAGGUGCGCUCAUCCUCUGGGACAGGUGCGCUCAUCCUCUGGGACAGGUGCGGUCAUCCUCUGGGACAGGUGCGGUCAUCCUCUGGGACAGGUGCGGUCAUCCUCUGGGACAGGUGCGCUCAUCCUCUGGGACAGGUGCGCUCAUCCUCUGGGACAGGUGCGCUCAUCCUCUGGGACAGGUGCGCUCAUCCUCUGGGACAGGUGCGCUCAUCCUCUGGGACAGGUGCGCUCAUCCUCUGGGACAGGUGCGCUCAUCCUCUGGGACAGGUGCGCUCAUCCUCUGGGACAGGUGCGCUCAUCCUCUGGGACAGGGGCGCUCAUCCUCUGGGACAGGUGCGCUCAUCCUCUGGGACAGGGGCGCUCAUCCUCUGGGACAGGUGCGCUCAUCCUCUGGGACAGAUCCCAUUCCCACCGAGUUCCUUUCCUCCGUUCCCCUCCCUCCACUGCAGCGUGCGGCCGUCAGAGGAGUGGGUGGCAGCACAGGUGCCGGGCAUCAUCCGUGCCGCUGUGGCCGCCACCGGGGGAAGGGGCGAAGGGGGGAGUGAGGGGGAGGAUGAGGAAGGGCGGGGCGUGAGGAAGCGGGGAGGCAAGGGGGGAGGGGAGGGGAAGGCGGAUGUGGAUGAGGAGGCGAUGGCUCUGGCGCUCUGCAACUUGCUGGCGGGGUGCUGCCUGGCGCUCGGUGAGUUGACCCAUGCCAUUGCCCUGGGUGCCUGGCAGCUGGGCGGGCUGAGUCUAGUGAGGCAGGAAGAGUGUGGGGAUAGAGAAGGGCUGCGCUAUGCGGGUUCAGCCAAUGGCGAGGCGGAGAACCUUCUCCGGCGCUAUGCGCUACUCUUCUUCUUCCUCCGCGAGCGCCGUCCUCUCACGGCCGUGGCCUGCCCGUUUGCCGUGCCUCUGCUGCACUGGCGGGCGCUGCUGGAUGCGCGCACCCUCGACACCGCUGUCAACGCUGCCGUGCUCUCCCUCUCCCUCGUAUGCUCUACUACCUCUCCUUCGCUCUGCCCUCCUUCGUUCAUUAUGCUCUCCCUUGGCCUCCUACGCCUAGCUGUCAUGGCAGGCACGGGCCAUCUGCCUUCGCUGCGUUUGUUACGAUUCUUCCACCGUCGCACCGCUGCUGCUGCCGAUGACGCUGCUGUCAACGCCGCCACCACCUAUGGCUCACACAUGGCGGUGAGCAUGGCGAUCGGUUUCCUGGGCCUGAGUGCCUGCCAGGCCACCUUCUCCACGUCGCCCCCUGCUGUGGCGGCGCUGCUGCUCGCGCUCUUCCCGCACUUUCCCUCCUCGCCCUCCGACCACCGCUGCCACCUGCAGGCGUUGCGGCACUUCUGGGUGCUGGCGGUGGAGGAGAGGGCGUUUGUGGAGGCUGUGGAUGUGGACACGUGGCAGCCUGUGAUUGCUCCACUGCACCUCACCCUCAAACCCUCUGACUCGUCCACUCCAACCGCGCUGUCGCUGCACACGCCGUGCCUACUGCCGCCGCUGCCGCAGCUGAGGGAGCUGCGGCUGUGUGGCCGCAACUUCUGGCCGCUGCGAGUGGCAGCGAGGAUAGCAGACCCUUCCCGCCCGCCCCUGCGAGCCAUGAGGGGGAGGCGGCGAGGGGGGCAUGGUGUAGUCGCUGCAGUGGGGGGUGGGGGGCGGAAGGCGGUGGGGAGCGCAAUGGGAGUGGGUGUAGGUGGGGAGGGCAGUGGGGGCCAGCACCUGGUGCUGCUGGUGAAGGGGCGGGGGGCACAGGCUGGCAGCGGUGGGGGUGCUGCAGCAGUGGACGAGAUGGGAGACCCCAGGUCCCGCAUGGGGGAGGAGGUGAGCGCUCAUGUGCGGUUGCAUGCUCCCUGCCCCCCUCACUGCCCCUUCCCCCCUUUCCCAUUCAUUACAGCACUUGAGACUUGCAAUCUUCACUCCCGCAACACAGCCAUGGCCUCUUGCAUCCAGCUAGUGCUGUCUUCCAUGCAUUGGCAACUGCUUUCAUCACCUUCUCAUUGCCUCCCGCUUUCUCUCAUUCUGCAGUUCCCUCUCAAUCCUUCCUUUCCCCCACUCCCCCAUCAUCCCUUCCCCCUUCUUUCCCCACCCUUUUCCAUCCCGUGCAUCCCUGGCCAUCUCUCCCUCCAUCCCCUCCCUCCUGCAUACUCCCCUUUCCUUCACUUAUUCUCCAUGCCCCUCCUACCUUCCAUGACCACGCACCCCUAUACACUCUGCACACCCACCUCUUUCCCCCCCCUGUCUCUUUCACCCAACCUCACACCCGUCAUCUCACACACGUCCCUCCACACAUUCCCCUCGGCCUCGCUCGGCCAGUUGCCGCCCGUCUCAGCACGGAGCAUGGCAGCCGCCCUGCCAGUGGCCGACCCCGUCCUCUCCGCCUUCAACCGCCUCUUCUGCUGCCCCCUGCCGCGCUCCGCUGUUCAACCGCACGCAACCUCAAGCCAUGAGGGUUUCUCAUCGGCUUGCCAGGCAGCGCUGCUCAUGGCGCACGCAGCGGAGCAGCCGGAGCUGCUGGAGGUUCUCCUCUCUCUCGCCACCACCUGCCAUGCCGUGCGCUCACUGCCUCACGCACACACCACCUGUGGCUCCGCACUGCCCUGCCUCGUCUCCUCCUUCCAGGUGGUGGAAGCCUUCAUUCCAUCGCUCUGUGCACUCUCCUCGCCCACCCUUUCCCACCGCGCCAGCUCUCCCCAAUCACCCAUCGUGAGCCCGCUGUUUCUCCGCUCCCUCUGCUCCACCCUCCACCGUCACCUGCUUGCACCCGCUCACCGCACCCGCUCUCUCUCAACCUCGCCCCUCCUGCGCCAACACCUGGAAGACUACUCGCGCUGGGCCCUGCUCCUGUGGCAGCCACAGGAGCAGCAGGCAUCAGACUUGGCGGGGGCAGCAGCAGCAGAAGCGUCAGGCAGCAUGAGCAGGCCAUUGGCACAUACCACGCAGGAGCAACCAGGCAUUCAACUCUUCCCGCUCUUCCUCCUUGCAUUCGCCUUCCCCUCUCCACUCUCACUGGGCCGCGCCCUGCACACGGCUAUGACCUCGUGCUCCCCACCUGCCUCUGCCGCUUCCACUCCUGCACCACUCUCCCCGCCCUUCCCGCUGCCGCUGCUGCUGGCACUCCUCCUCCCGCACCUGCGGCAGCACUCAGCUGUCAUGGCUAUGCUGCUGGAGGUUGUACAGAACUUGAGAUAG